Molecule: messenger RNA, 6331 nt
Organism: Bactrocera dorsalis (oriental fruit fly)
Lineage: Eukaryota; Metazoa; Arthropoda; Insecta; Diptera; Tephritidae
Exons: 2
Coding region: 4027-5676 (549 amino acids)
Source: RefSeq, a predicted model, not a curated record
GUCGAACCUUCCUUGUGUUUGUUGGCGUGCGUUUUUUGCUGCACAGAGGCGGGUGCGAAUCUUAGCUGCAACAAGAUAGUGGUCCGAGUCGAUGUUAGGACCUCGGAGCGCACGCACAUCUAAAACACUGGAGACGUGUCUUCCGUCUAUCACAACAUGAUCGAUCUGGUUGGUAGUUUUUCAAUCCGGAGACAGCCAGGUAGCUUGAUGUAUCUUCUUAUGCUGGAAUCUAGUACUACAGAUAACCAUAUUUCGGGCCCCGGCGAAGUCGAUCAGCCUCAACCCAUUUGGGGAUGUUUCCUCGUGGAGGCUGAAUUUACCGACCGUAGUGCCAAAGAUACCUUCUUUGCCCACCCAGGCGUUGAAGUCGCCAAGCACGAUUUUGACAUCGUGGCGGGAGCAUCUCUCAUAAGUGCGCUCCAAGCACUCAUAAAAAGCAUCUUUGGUCACAUCGUCCUUCUCUUCCGUCGGGGCGUGGGCGCAAAUCAGCGAUAUGUUGAAGAACCUCGCUUUGAUGCGGAUUGUGGCUAGACGUUCAUUCUCCGGAGUGAAUGAUAGUACUCGGCGACAGAGUCUCUCUCCCACCACGAAUCCAACACCAAACUUGCGCUCCUUUAUAUGGCCACUGUAGUAAAUGUCACAAGGACCUUCGCGUCUCUGUUCUUGUCCCGUCCAUCGCAUUUCUUGGACGGCGGUGAUGUCAGCCUUUAUCUUUACGAGGACAUCUACCAGCUGGACAGCGGCACCUUCCCAAUUAAGGGGACCGGACAUUCCAGGUGCAUGCCCUCAAAUCAUAGUCCUUAUUUCGUUUGCCAUGGUCGUCAUCAAAAGGAGGGUCUCUCAUCCGAGGCUGUUUUUUCUUUUCAUUGGGGGUGUUUUUUACGUGGCGGGUCCCUAACCCAGCGCACAACCCUAUGCAGGGGAUGUUUCGCCUUCUCACUUUAGCUCGCCUUCAAACGGAUGUUCUUAGGCUACCCAGAGGAUACUUGGUCAAAGGCCGGAAGUCGUGAGCUGCUUGAGUCAUAUGUAAAAGAAUCGUUUCUGGCCACUCCCAAGUGAAUGGCGAUCAGAGAACUUUCCUCACUUGCGUGAACUUCUACACAUGACUCCAUUCUCCACACAAAUAGCAAGCAUUGGAAAAUGGUUUCGUACCUUAAGUUAGCAGAUCUCUACUGCAACUGCAGUUUCCAAAUCUUUUUCUUUAACAAUAGCGCGAGUUGAGGAACGUUUUCCUUAUAGUAGUAACAAACAUCGAAAACACCUUGAGUUGGAACAAUUGAAAUGCACUAUCACUACAACAAACAAUCUUAAACAAACGAACAUCAAACCUUGAGUUUGAAUACCACAACAACCUUAUCUUGAAACAAAGCAAAUGUAUCUAAGUUAACAAACCUAAACAAAUAACAUAAUCUGUAUUUAAACAAGCAAUCAACUAGUAAUAAAUAAAAUUACCAGUUAGUAUAAAUCGAAGUAAGAACCAUGUAAUAAGUAAGUAUUAAUAUAGAGUACACAUUUUGGUACAGCUCAAAUAUAUAUUCUUUUGACUCAUUUUUACUUCUGGUAAAAAUUUACUCGCGCCAGUCGUUUCUUCUUUUUGCAACGUGGCGCCAAUUAGAAAUUCCAAACGAAGCCAAGUCCUUUCUACCUGAUCUUUCCAACGGAGUGGAGGUCUUCCUUUUCCUCUGCUUUUCCGGUGGGUAUUGCGUCGAAUACUUUCAGAACUGGAGUAUUUUCGUCCACACGUACGAUAUGACUCAGCUAGCACAGCCGCUGUUUCUUUAUUCGCUGAAAUCUACUGUGCACAAUAAAUAAGGUGACAUUUGUCGUCGAGGGAUUUGCAGAAUUAUUAGUCACAUUUAUGUAAAAUUUCAUGUCAAAAUAUUCAUUAGUGUUUGAGAUACGUGUCGUUUUGUGAGCUGGUAAAUGUGAGUUUUUCGUUUUUUGCGAUGUCGAAAUUUUUUUAUACGAUAGAGGAGAUUCAAGCCGCAGCGAAGACGGACCAGAAGGCCAUCCCGGAAAGUGACUACAGCCAGUGUUUAGAAGAUUGGAAAAUCCAUUGGCAUAAGUGCAUUGCAUCUAGAGGGGAUUACUUUGAAGGGGAUGAAAUUGAUUUGGAAGAAUAAAUAAAGAAUUUUCAAAAUAAAUACAAUGUCACCUUAUUUUUUGGGCACAAUAUCUCAUACAUCGAAUGCGAUGUUCGUCGUACCCAAAGUGCAAAGGACCAUAAAUAUUUCCCGGAGCCUUUCUCUCGAAAACUGAUAAUGUCGACUCAUUAGAUGUUGUCAUCGUCCAUGCCUCUGCACCAUAUAGCAGGACGGGAAUAAUGAGUGACUCAUAAGUUUGGUUUUUGUUCGUCGAGAGAAGGUUUUACUUCUCAAUUUCCUACUCAUUCCAAAGUAGCACCUGUUGGCAAGAGUCAUUCUGUGCUGACUUUCGAGGCUGACAUUGCUGUUGCUGUUAAUGCUGGCUCCAAGAUAGACGAAAUUAUCUACGACUUCUUAGUUAGGAAUGUUACGAAGUUAGAAUGGCCUUAGUCGGACCCUUGGUAGGAGCGCUUGGGUGGUCAUCACCCAUGUUGGAUUGCUGGAAGCAGUUACACCGAUGACGCCGAAGCUUGUGGAGACCUGGUUGAUUGUGGUCAGGAGUAAGGGGCCUACAACUUCCUAUUCAAGAAGGUCGUUAAGGAGAUGGGUCCCUCAUUUGGAGUGCGGAUCCAUGAAGUCCGACCAAUUAAGGGGGUACUCUCAUGUGAGCGCAUACAUUUUACCAAUUUUUAGGAUUUUUUUUUUAUGCGACAACAAAAUUCAGUCAUUUUAAUUUUUUAAUAUAUUUUUAUUUGUAUUUUCAAAUGUACAAAAAAAAAAAUUUCGUUUUUUACAUUUUUAAUAUACAUAUAUAUUUUUUUUUAAAUCAAAUUAGUCGCCAAUGAAAAAAAGUCUUUCACUGGUCAUGGUGAUAGCGGCUAUUCAUGUUGUCUGAAAUAAAAAAAAUCGAAUGGAUUAUUAUUCAGUAGUUCGGCGGCUAUCGUCCCUACCAAAUAUAAUCAAUUUCAUUUAAAAAAAUGUCUGUUUAAAUGAGUUAAGCAUUCACCCCUUCUACCCGGUAAAACUGGCGCAUCCUAAUGAAACAGCGCAAUUCACCACAGGAUGCCACUACUAAACGACAUUCAGCCAGUGGUCACCACACAACGACAUCGCAUGCCGCUAAACCAACAAAAAGGGAUUUGAACAAUUCGAUCAACACUUCGUUAGAUACGAUGCGCUCAUCAACAUUCAACAAGACAUUCGAUCUUACGCAGCGCCACGUAAAUAAACUCUUCGUUCGUUAACUCAGCGGUCCGGGAUGCAAUUUAUAUCCACAGCGCUCCAUACAUCUACCUACCAUCGUCGUCCGUUAAUUAAUAUAAGUCAAUAUAAAUUUUACAUUAAUGUUUUUUAUAAGAAAUUAAUAAAAAUUAUGUUAAAUGAUUGUACAUUUUAAAUUGAGCAUUUUUAUUAAAGAAUCGUUGAAGUGGCUUGUACUUUGAUUUGCAAAUUUAAGCAGCAAUUUAUUCAUGGUCCAAACUAAAACUAAAACAAAACAAAAAUCAGUGCAGUGCAACAAAGUGCAGUGACCCAACCUGAACAAAACUCAAAAAAAUAGCAACAUCCCUAUAUAACAUACAUACAUAUAUGUACAUAAUAAACAAAAACAAGCAGGAUUGCUUGCAAAAAAGCGAAUUGAUCUCUCUAACGAGCUCUCAAUUGCUUUAAGUAUAACAUAAAAACAUAAGCAUAAAGUCACACAAACAAUUUGUGCUUACUUAUGUAAAUAGCGCAUUGAUCUCUUCAGCGAGCUCACAAAACAUAAGUACCUUCAUAAGCACAUACAUACAUACAUGCAAGUCCAAGUAUUAGGGUGUACCUAAAUACAAAAUUUCGGACAUCAAAUAUUUUAAUUAAUAAAAAGCGCGGUUUUUUAAUACAAAUUCACAAUUCAAAUAUAUUUUCGAACUAAAAUAUAAAUAGAUAAUAUUAUUUUGCAAAAAUGGUUAACAACAAAAAUAAUCAAAAUACACCUGCAGGAGCUACACGCCCAAAACAGGUUGCUAAAUUUAUUUCAGAAAGUGACAGUUUAACAAGAUACUGCACUAGAUUUGCCUCUUCACCGAUUCAAGAAAACUCUGAAUCGUUAUUAGAAAUAAAAAGCCAAAAUCUUAAAAAUUUCUGGUCUCGUCUCCAAGCGGCUCAUGACGCCAUAGUAGAAUCUGACGAUUCAAACGUACCACAAAAUUUGAAACAAUCGGCUUACGCAAUAUAUGAAAACUGCUUAGACCAAUAUGAAGAAACAAAAGCUAUGAUCUCCGAUCAAUUAAAGCUAAUAAAAGCAAUUGCACCUACUCUACAUCCGAGAGUAGAGCUGCCACAAAUGCAACAAUAUCAAGAGGCAAGUUCAGGCAUCCAACUCGAGUUGCCCGCUUGUGACGCAGAAACCUUUUACGGAGGUUAUGAAGAAUGGCCGUCCUUCCGGGACAUGUUCACGGCCGUGUACAUAAACCAUCCUCAAUUAUCACAACCGCAAAAAUUGUAUCACCUCAGAUACAAAACAAAAGGUCAAGCAGGCGAAAUAGUUAAACAGUUCGCAUUAAAUGACGACAAUUUCAAUUUGGCUUGGGGAGCUCUAAAAGCUAGAUUUGAAAACGAAAGAAUACUGGUCGACAAGCAAGUAACGACACUAAUGAACUUGCCAAAAAUUAAAAAAGAAACAAGUGUAGAAUUCAGCAAACUAGAAUCCACUGUUUCUAAUUGUUUGUCGGUUCUAUCGACACUUAAUAUUCCCACAGACAGCUGGGACCCAAUUCGGGUAAGCAUUUGCACCGCCGCAUUACCAGAAAAGUCGUUAAUUCUAUGGGAGCAAUCGCUCUCAUCACGGAAAAAGUGCCCAACGUGGCAACAAAUGAAAGAUUUUCUCACCACCCAAUAUGAAAUUGCGGAAAGGUUAGAAGAAAAAAUAAUAAAAAAUAAGAACAUUAAACACGACCUCAAUGUAAGCUUUAAUAGACCCCAAGCUAGAAGCAAAAGCAAAUCAAAUAUAAUUUUUAACAAAACACAAACGUUCACAUCCGAACAGAGAAAACAUACGUCGUGCGAACUAUGUAAAAGAGGGCAUACAUUUAAAACUUGCGAGAAGUUUAAAAAAUUAAACCUUAACGAAAGGAACAACUUUGUCAGAUCAAAAAGACUCUGUACAAACUGCUUGUCCCACACACAUAAUCUUAAAAAUUGCAAAAGCAAAUUUAACUGCUUAUAUUGUCAUAAAAGACAUCACACAAUGCUUCAUUACAGCAGAUAUCCCAUCUCACCCCAAAGAAGCGCAUUUAUAAAACAAACCAAGAGUUUAAUUGCAAAAGCAAAUCCGGAAACUGAAAAUACUAACAGUUGCCAACAGACACCAUGCUGCUCAAAGGCACAAAGAUCUCAAACGCUGCACAGUCAAACACAAAGUGGACUAGUUGCAGAACCAGUUACCACCACACCAACUCAAGUUGAGAAAACACAAAAUCAAUACCUUAAUUCACAAUUAAGGAAAUUUCGAAAUAUAGGGAAACUUCCUCCUAUAUUAAAAGCACAUACAACUUUUCGGCCCCGCAGGAUGGCUUUCGCCAAUAAUGAAAAAAAAAAUCUGAACAGAUCCUAGAGCGGUGGCGGCCUACUAAACGCCAAAUUAGUACAUACAUAAAAACAUAAAAUAAAAAUAAAUAAUAAACACAAUAGUAUCAAAAAAUCGACAUUUUCAUACAUUUUCAAAAUACUUACAGUAUCAAAAGGAAGUCAAGGGAUCACCAUACUCCCAAUGCGAUACAGUGACGCACCUAGACUUAACAAAAGCAAAGGUAGCUCUUAUCGCACCUACAUUAGCGCUUCUCGUAAGGGUAGUUGGUGAGAGUCUGUUGUACAACUUGAACAUACCACUUAAAAAAUUAUUAUUCUAAUGAAGCCGUUCGCAAUAACCGGCCACUCUCUCGCAAGAACCCUCUAAUUCCUCAGCUCAAAACUCAAGGCUAAAGAGCACGCACUCUGGCCAUAUCUGAGUCAGACGUGGUGUCGCUAUAUUUCAUAAAUAUAAAAAUAAAUGAAAACCAUUUCAAAAAAAGCAAAGAAUAUGUAACCGAUAUAAGAAAUUUUAAAUAACCGCUAUUAAAAUAAAUAAAAGCAAACAAUUUUUUUUUACUAAAAUAAUAAGUCGUCAAAACACGCAAAAAGAAAUUACUACCUCAAGCACCACUACUUACAUACAAUGCAAAUUUAUAUUAAAAUCAAAAUAGUUUUUUACGUCUAAUAUUCUGCGCUCU